GCCUAGUUAAUUAAUCGUCCCUCCCUCUCUCUCUCCUCUAUUUCUCACUUUCUCUCUCAUACCUCUCCGGCCACAGUAGGGCUUCUUCUCCGACACUUCAGAACACGUUUCUCGCCGCUGCGCUCAUUUUCGCCGGCCCUAUUCUAUCUCACGCCACCGGAGGGUUAGAGAGAGUUUCUACAGGGUCCAAUAAGAUCCGAAGCGGUGAUAAUCGGCGAAGCGAUUACUGGACAGGAGAGAAAGCUGAGGCUAGGUUUUUGUAUUUUUGUGGUGUCAUUUUGAUGCGUUGGUCGGAAUUCGAAUCCGCCAGGGUUAGAGUUUGGGUUGGACCCGUGAGAUGGCUAAUCCCGGAGCCGGGACCAAGUUCGUGUCUGUGAAUUUGAACAAGUCGUAUGGACAGCCUUCACAUCAUCAUCAUCACCAUCCACACAAUGCUAACUCAUACGGAUCGAGUCGGCUUAGAGCCGGUGGCCAUGGCACUGGAGGUGGCGGAGGAGGAGGAGGAAUGGUGGUCCUUUCAAGGCCUCGGAGUUCGCAGAAGGCUGGGCCGAAGCUUUCUGUUCCACCCCCCUUGAACCUACCUUCAUUGCGCAAGGAACAUGAGAAAUUUGAUUCUUUGGGCACUGGUGGCGGACCUGCUGGUGGAGGGGUUUCCGGUAGUGGGUCAAGGCCGUCUUCGUCGGGUAUGGGAUGGACAAAGCCUGGUCCAAUUGCUCUGCAGGAGAAAGAUGGUCUUGGUGAUCAAGGAGCUGAUGGUACUGACCAGGUUCUCAAUGGUUCUGAUGGGGCAGGGAAGGGUAGUAGUGUUUACAUGCCUCCUUCGGCUCGAUCGGGAACAGUGGGUUCUUCUGCUCCAACUUCUACUUUGGCAUUUCCACCUUUGGAGAAAGCCUCGGUGUUGAGGGGUGAGGAUUUCCCUUCUUUGAAGGCUGCUUUGCCUUCUUCAUCUGGGAAUGGGCAGAGGCAAAAGGAUAGUUUGAAUCAAAAGCAGAAACAGGCACUUGGUGAUGAGUCUCAUAAUGAGCAGAGGAAUGGUUCCCGUUUGAGUACUCCUGUUGACAUGCGCCCUCAGUUGCAUUCGUCUCGUCUUAGUAGUGGCAGUGGAAUGAAUGGCAAUGUAGAGACCAAUGGUUUUGGUGGUUCUCAAUCAAUCGCACCAGUUCGGAAGCAGGAAGAGUAUUUCCCAGGUCCAUUUCCGCUAGUCCGAGUGAACCCCAGAUCUGAUUGGGCUGAUGAUGAGCGUGAUACUAGUCAUGGUCUUAUUGAGAGGGGCAGGGACCAUGGGUUUUCAAAGAGUGAAGCUUACUGGGACAGAGAUUUUGAUAUGCCCAGAGUAAGUGUUUUACCUCACAAACCAGUUCAUAAUACGUCUGAGAGGUGGGGUCAGCGUGACGAUGAAACUGGAAAAGUUACUUCCAGUGAAGUCCCUAAAGGAGACCCGUAUGCCAGAGAUAUAAGAGCGCCUAGUAGAGAAGGGCGGGAAGGAAACUUAUGGAAAAGUUCGAUUCUUCCAAAAGAUGGUUCUAGUGUUGUAGAAGUUGGUGCAAGGCAGUCUAAUCUGAAUGGAGAAAUGCACAAAGAAAAUAAGUAUGCUCCUUCACAUUUUCGAGAAAAUGCUCACGGUGAUUUUGGGAGGAGGGAAGUAGGGUAUGGACAGGGAGGAAAGCAGUCAUGGCACAACACUAUAGACUCUCAUGGAACCCGAGGGGCUGACCGGAAUACACGAGAGCGCUAUGGAAGUGAACAACACAGCAGAUACAGGGAUAGUGCUUUACAGAAUAAUUCGAUGACCAAAUCAUCAUAUACUUCGGGUGGUGGCAGAGGGAUGCAUGUCACUGAUCCAAUACUCAACUUUGGCAAAGAGAAGCGUCUCUUUACAAAGAGUGAAAAACCUUAUGCAGAGGAUCCUUUCAUGAAAGAUUUUGGAACAGGUUUUGAUGGCCGUGAUCCCUUCUCUGGGGGUCUUCUAGGAGUGGUUAAGAGAAAGAAAGAUGCGGUCAAACAGACUGAUUUUCAUGAUCCUGUCAGAGAAUCUUUUGAGGCUGAACUUGAAAGAGUUCAGAAAAUGCAAGAACAAGAGCGGCGACGGAUUAUCGAAGAACAUGAAAGAGCUUUGGAACUAGCUCGAAGAGAAGAAGAGGAAAGAGCAAGGAUGGCUAGGGAACAAGAAGAUAGACAGAGAAAAUUGGAAGAAGAAGCUAGAGAAGCAACAUGGAGAGCAGAACAAGAGCGACUGGAAGCCAUGCGGAAAGCUGAAGAGCUGAGAAUAGCUCGGGAGGAGGAAAAACGAAGGAUGUUUAUGGAAGAAGAAAGGAGAAAACAUGCUGCUAAGCAGAAGCUUUUAGAAUUGGAGGAAAAGAUUGCCAAGAGGCAAGCUGAAACAACAAAGCCUGGGAGUAGCUCUUCAGCCCUUGCAGAUGAUAGAUUGCCUAUGAUAGAGAAAGAAAAAGAUGCCUCCAGGGCAGUGGAGGUCAGUGACUGGGAAGAUGGUGAAAGAAUGGUGGAGAGGAUCACAACUUCAGCCUCCUCUGAUUCGUCUAGUUUGAACAGGAACUCAGAGAUGGGCUCUAGGUCUCAGUUUACUAGAGAGAGUUCUGCUGCUUUUAUUGACAGAGGAAAGCCAGUUAAUUCAUGGAGAAGGGAUGCAUACGAUAAUGGAAACAACUCAACCUUACAUGUACAAGAUCAGGACAUUGGUAAUCACAGUCCUAGACGUGAUGCAUCUAUUGGCGGGAGAUCAUUCCCUAGGAAAGAGUUCUACGGUGGUGCUGGGGUUUUGCCUUCAAGAACUUAUCAAAAAGGAGGAAUUUCAGAUCCUCCAAUGGAUGAUUUCAUUUUUAAUAAUCUAAAAGGGCAGAGGUGGAAUCUUUCUGGGGAUGGAGAUCAAUACAGCAGGAACACAGAGAUUGACUCUGAAGUUCACGAUCAUCUUGUUGAAAAAUUUGAUGUGGGCUGGGGACAGGGCCAGAGCCAGGGCCGUCCCCGUGGUAACUCUCAUCCUCAAUAUCCGGAUCGACUAUACCCUAACUCUGAGGCAGAUAUGCCUUAUUCCUUUGGGAGGUCACGUUAUUCCAUGAGGCAGCCACGUGUUCUUCCCCCUCCAUCAAUAGCUUCCAUGCACAAAACCUCCUACCGGAGUGAGAUUGAACGUCCUGGCCCUUCAGCUUUUUUAGAUAGUGAGAGACAGUAUAAUCAUGCAGUAAGAAGUGAACCUACCUUGCAGACAUCAUAUGACAGCAGUCAUCGGGAGAAUCUUGGACAGCGUGAUAUAAUUGAUGUUCAGCAAGAAAAUGAGCAGAAACUGGAUGGUAAAAGCACACCAAGGUGCGAUUCGCAAUCCUCACUCUCAGUCUCAAGCCCCCCUAGUUCCCCAACUCAUCUUUCUAAUGAUGACUUGGAUGACACUAGAGAAUCUUCAUUAUUAUCUGCUGAAGGAGAACACAAAGACGUUUCUUUGUCAGGGCAGGAGAAUGAACCAGUUAGUUUACCUUCAAAUGCUGGGGAGGAAAAUAUGAGUGCUGCAAGUUGUGCAUCUGUGGGUGAUGAUGAAGAAUGGGCUGUUGAGAACAAUGAACAGCUGCAAGAGCAAGAAGAAUAUGACGAGGAUGAGGACAGAUACCAGGAAGAAGAUGAAGUGCACGAGGGAGAUGAAGAAAAUAUUGACCUGCACCAGGAAUUUGAAAGUAUGCAUUUAGAGGAGAAAGGGUCACCUGAUAUGAUGAACAACUUGGUUUUAGGAUUCAACGAGGGUGUUGAAGUUGGGAUGCCAAAUGAUGAUCUUGGAAGAAGUGCUAGGAAUGAUGAAACUGCAUUUGUCGGCCCUCUGGUGUCAUCUAGGUCUGUUGAAGAACAAAGGUCGUUUGAUAGGAUUUGCAGUGAUGGAGAAACCCUUCAACCGCUGGAUGGUUGUCCUCAAGUAUCUAGCGAAAAUGAGGUGCAGGAUCUGGCUGUUCAGCAAAGUAACGCUCCUCACACAACACAAGAAUCCGAACUUGUGGAUCAUGUGGAUGCUCCUAGUAGUUCUGGUUUGUCUUCUCAUCAUCCAGUUGUAUCUUCAGCAAACGUUGCUUCACAUUCUUCCAAUCAGGCUGUUACAUGUAGCAUUCCUGCCGUUCAAAAUCAGGCUGAGGUGCCACUUAAGCUUCAGUUUGGGCUGUUUUCUGGUCCCUCCUUGAUACCUUCUCCAGUCCCAGCAAUACAGAUCGGUUCUAUACAGAUGCCUCUUCAUCUGCAUCCUCAAGUUGGUUCUUCUCUCAGUCGUAUGCACCCAUCACAGCCUCCUCUCUUCCAGUUUGGCCAGUUGAGGUAUUCAUCUCCUAUUUCUCAAGGAGUUGUGCCACUGGCUCCUCACUCAAUGUCUUUUGUUCAGCCGAAUGUUCCAUCCAGUUUCUCUUUCAAUCAGACCCCAGGAGGUUCACUGCCUAUUCAGUCUGGUCAAGAUUCCUCCCAGAGUCUCACGAAAAAUGAUAGUACAUCCCGUCCAGCAGAUAAACAAUCUGGUGUUAAUUCCCGGCACAUGGAUGUUUCUCAAGGAAAUAUGAGAGAGGACAGUUUGUUACCUGCCAGGGAAAAUGCUGAAAUCUCUACUACGGUGCAACGUGGGCGAUCAGAGCUGUCUCGCAUAGGUGAUAAUAAUUCCAGGUCUGAUUUAGGUGUCCGAGCAGCAGAUGAAGGGCACCAUAAUUUGGUUGUGGAAAACUACAAUGCUAUGUCUUUUACCCAAGAAUUAGAAGGGCAGCCUCAGACUGGAGCAGUACUUUCUCAGACAGUCACAAAAGAAAAAGGUCUAAAUGGGCCUAAGGUCCAAGGCUUGGUAUCCAGUGGUAGAGGGAAAAGGUACAUAUUUGCAGUGAAGAAUUCUGGCUCAAGAUCAUAUCCUGCCCCCGAGUCUACUACACACCCUGAAUCUAGUGGAUAUCAGAGGAGGCCGCGACGUCAUAUUCAGCGAACUGAGUUUCGGAUUCGUGAAGGUUUUGAUAAGAGACAACCUGCUGGCUUUGUUUCAUCUGAUGAUUUGGGGAUGGAUGAGAAGUCAAAUGCCAUUGGAAGGGGUAUAGUACCUUCUGUAAGAACUGGACCAAAGAGGGUUAUUUACUCACAUAAAGCAGCAUCAAAGCAAGCAUUCGAAUCGGAUUCUUCGAGCUCUGUUCCACUCGGUUCACGUGAAGUAGAUUCUGCCAGCCGAGCUGAAAGGGGAUCUGGGAAAGAAUCUUCAAUUAAAGGUCAGAGCAUUCCUCAGUCUGGAGAGGGGAAGCUGAAAAGGAAUAUCUGCUCUGAAGAAGCCGUUGAUGCUCCUUUGCAGAGUGGCAUUGUGCGAGUGUUUGAGCAACCUGGUAUAGAGGCCCCAAGUGAUGAAGAUGAUUUUAUUGAAGUAAGGUCUAAAAGGCAAAUGCUAAAUGAUCGACGUGAACAGAGAGAAAAGGAAAUCAAGGCCAAGUCUCGGGUUGCAAAGGUGCCACGAAGAUCUCGUCCUACUUCAAAGACUACAUCAACAAACUCAAGUAAAGUUUCUGCAUCAUCUGGUAGAGAAGCACCAAACAACAUUCGCCCUGAAUUUGUUGCCACUGAGGGACGUGAAUUGGGAAAUAGGGAAUUAUCAUCUGGUUUUAACACCACCUUAGUGUCACAGCCAUUGGCACCUAUUGGCACUCCUGCUAUGAAAAGUGAUUCCCAGACAAUCAGGCCAGUCCAGACAAGUUCCCAUGCAUCUGGUGCAGUAAAAAAUAUUGGGUCAGGCUUGCUAUUUGACAACAGAACAAAGGUUAUAGAUAGUGUUCAAACGUCUUUGAACUCUUGGGGAAAUUCCCGAAUCAAUCAACAGGUUAUGGCCCUGACGCAGACUCAGCUUGAUGAGGCUAUGAAGCCUGGGCAAUUUGAUUCUCGUGCCUCUGUGGGAAAUCAAACUAGCUCGGUUAGUGAUUCCAGCAUGACGUCAUCAUCCAUUUUGACGAAAGACAAGUUAUUUUCUUCUACUGCAAGUCCAGUAAAUUCAUUGCUUGCUGGGGAGAAGAUUCAAUUUGGUGCAGUCACAUCUCCGACAAUUCUUCACCAUAGCAUCCGUGCUGUUUCACAUGGAAUUGGGCCACCAGGUCCAUGCCGAACAGAAGUACAGCUUUCUCACAGUCUUGGUGGAGCUAAGAAUGACUGUGAUAUUCUCUUUGAAAAGGAUAAACACACUACAAAAUCUUGUGUGCAUCUUGAAGAUUGUGAAGCUGAAGCUGAAGCAGCUGCUUCAGCUGUUGCUGUUGCAGCAAUUAGUAGUGACGAAAUUGUUGGGAAUGGACGGGGUACUUGCUCUGUCUCCGUUUCUGAUACCAAGAGUUUUGGAAGCACCAGAAUUGAUGGGAUAACAACAGGUGGAGCUAGUGAUUCACGAUUUACUUGUCAGUCAAGGGCGGAAGAGUCUCUUAGUGUGUCUCUUCCAGCAGAUUUAUCUGUUGAGACCCCUCCAAUUUCUAUGUGGCCUCCCUUACCAAGUCCCCAGAAUUCUUCUAGCCAAAUGCUUUCACAUUUCCCUGGCGGUCCACCUUCUCAUUUUCCCUUCUUUGAGAUGAAUCCAAUGUUAGGGGGACCUGUAUUUGCUUUUGGACCACAUGAUGAAUCUAUAUCUACCACCCAGUCACAGUCUCAGAAGAGCACUGCACCAGCUUCAGCACCUGUAGGGACCUGGCAACAAUGUCAUUCUGGUGUAGAUUCAUUUUAUGGUCCACCUGCUGGAUUUACCGGUCCUUUCAUUAGUCCACCUGGGGGCAUCCCAGGGGUUCAAGGUCCACCACACAUGGUUGUCUACAAUCAUUUUGCACCAGUUGGACAGUUUGGGCAAGUUGGUUUGAGUUUCAUGGGUACUACCUAUAUACCAUCUGGAAAGCAGCCUGACUGGAAGCACAGCCCUGCUUCUUCUGCCAUGGUUGUUGGUGAGGGAGAGAUGAACAAUUUGAAUAUGGUUUCUGGGCAGCGCAAUCCUGCAAACAUGCCCACUCCAAUUCAGCAUUUGGCCCCAGGGUCACCGCUCCUGCCCAUGGCGUCACCGUUGGCAAUGUUUGACGUUUCCCCUUUCCAGUCCUCUCCUGACAUGUCGGUUCAAGCACGUUGGCCUCAUGUCCCUGCAUCGUCUCUCCAGUCUGUUCCUUUAUCAAUGCCAUUACAGCAACAAGCAGUUGCUGUACUUCCGUCUAAACUUAUCCCUGUAGACCAAUCAUUAACAGGCAACAGAUUCCCUGAAUCUCGAAAUACUUCAUCCUCUGACAGGAAUCGAAACUAUCCAGUGACCACUGAUGCCACUGUGUCUCAAUUGCCGGAUGAACUUGGCUUAGUAAACCCUUCAAGUACCACGGGUAAAGGGGUUUCUGCACACAAUGUAGUCAGUAAGAGCUCAUCUGUAAGCAUGAAUUCAGAUACUAGCAAGUCUGAUGUAGCUCAAAAUGUUAGUAGCAGUGGUAGUGGCCAGAACACUAGCUCCAAUGUCAAGUCUCAACCUUCUCAGCAUAAGAGCAAUAUCUCUGGCCAGCAGUAUGGUCAUUCCUCUGGCUAUAAUUAUCAUAGAGGAGGCGGACCUUCUCAGAGAAGUAGCUCCGCCGGUGAGUGGACCCAUCGAAGACCGAGUUUCCACGGUAGGAAUCAAUCCGUGGGUGGAGAAAAGAGUUUUCAUUCUUCAAAGAUGAAGCAAAUUUAUGUGGCAAAACAGACCUCUACCUCUACCGGUUCUUCGACACAAUCGUGAGAAUCCAGAAAGUUAGUCCUCCCUUGUGUUUUUAUGGAUUUUCUUGAGAGGUUGAAUCAUUUAUUCAAGAAUAAAAAAUUUUGGCUAUUUUUUUUUUUGGCAGCACCUGUGUUUAGUGUUUAGUUAUGAGAUUUGGCUUUUCUUGACUGGGAAAUAUGAGUAGAUUCCGUAGGUAACUACUGUGCUAGUUUUCCAAGAUGAAGGUUGUUACAUCACUCCAUCUGUGCUGUUUGUUCACUCCACACCAGAUUGUCCAUUUGUGAAAAACCAAAAAAGAUUUGAUGUACUAAAUUAUUUAAUUGUUCCCGGUAAGAGUUCUUUUUUAUUAUUCACCGCAGAUCAUUAAUGAUAGUAAAUCUUAAUCUUUCUCUUUGUUUCAA
Humulus lupulus (European hop) is the source of this 8100-nucleotide messenger RNA. RefSeq lists its product as uncharacterized. The coding region runs from base 338 to 7720 and encodes 2460 amino acids. The record is from RefSeq and is a predicted model, not a curated record. Lineage: Eukaryota; Viridiplantae; Streptophyta; Magnoliopsida; Rosales; Cannabaceae. The transcript has 8 exons.